Messenger RNA from Frankliniella occidentalis (western flower thrips), 1595 nucleotides. RefSeq names its product adenylate kinase. NCBI's taxonomy places the organism in Eukaryota, Metazoa, Arthropoda, Insecta, Thysanoptera, Thripidae. Gene Ontology annotation, molecular function: ATP binding; UMP kinase activity. The transcript is spliced from 5 exons. The record is from RefSeq and is a predicted model, not a curated record. The annotation marks the transcript as partial. Gene Ontology annotation, biological process: UDP biosynthetic process; CDP biosynthetic process. Gene Ontology annotation, cellular component: cytoplasm; nucleus.
GCGGACCGGGCAGCAACAAGUCUUCACUGUGCCAAAAGGCGGCGCGCCAGACCCCCGGCUGGGCGCACGUCUCCAUCGGGAGGCUGCUGAGGCAGGCCGCGGAGCAGGCCCCGGACCCGCGGCAAGGCGGCGACGCGCACCUCGUGCGCCACGCCAUCUCCAACGGCGAGAUGGUCCUGCCGGCGUACGUCAUACAGCUCCUCGAGUCCGCGCUCAACGCCAACGCGCGCGCGCAGGGCAUCAUCGUUGACGGCUUCCCCCGGGACAUGAGCCAGGUGCUGGACUUCGAGAGCAGGUUCAAACAGCAGCCCCCAGUGCUUCUGCUGGACUGCUCCAAGCUGCAGCUGGGCCGCGGCCGCCUGGACGACACGGUGGCCGCCUUCCGCAGGCGCCUCGAGCUCUUCAGGGAGCUCACCCUGCCCAUGCUGCGCACCAUGGACCAGGAGAACCGGCUCACCAUCGUGGACGGCGACACGGACAGCAAGCAGGUGCAGGACGAGUUCUACCGCGCCGUGCAGGGCCACAUGGAGUCCCUGCGGCUGUCCCCGGGCGGCGGGGGUGGGCCCGGCCUGCAGGGCGUGCUGCCCCGCGCCGAGAUGCAGUUCGACACGAUGCUGCACGACUUGGAGGCCGAGGACGAGCCGCCGGGGCCACCGGUGGUCGCCAACGGCCCUCGCCGCACCGGCGGCGCCAGGCCCAUCGCCAACGGCGUGGCGCUGGGGGUGAACAGCCACGCGCUGCACGGGCCCGCGGGCGGCGCCAACAACGGCAGCCUCUUCGGGGGCGCCGUCAACCCCCCCGGCCGGACCCGGGUCCCCGUCCACGUCCUCAACGGCGGCUACCCGCAGCCCAGGCCGUCCAGGGACACCAUCCGGCACAUGUACGCCGACGUCGAGGCGUACCCGGUCGACUCGCACAUGUGAAGCAGACCGAUGGCGUGAACACACCAACGCGCCGCGCAGUGCUAGUGUCCUCCACCCCACCCCCCGUCUCUGUCGUACCCAGAGCCGGCUACUGGGUGCAUCAGAGACGGGAGACACGGCAGAGUGCUUACUCAAGACACUCACGAACGGCCGUCUCUACCGGUCGUUGGCAGUACAAAGAACCACGUGAUUAUUUUAUGAGUUUGUUCUCCGCAUCUCUAUACAGCCUGAAGUUUAUCAGCAAAAAGGACAUGAGUGUUGGGAAUAAUUUCAACUAUAUAGUGCAUAUUAGUUAAGGCCCAGCGCUUUGACUCCACUGCUUGGCUUACUCCACAAAAUUUGAAUGAUACUCUGGAAGUCAGAGCUGCAUCCUUAUUCACUAAUGUCUUUUUUAAACUAAUUCACUAACAAAUUGUAUCUUUGAUAGACUUCUUGAAACGAGGGGGAGGGAGAAGUUUUAUAAAAUCUUCUACUCCAUGUAGUUGAAUGGUGAAAAUUCUACAGGUAGAAGAUCUUUUUAGCUUUUGUUGCUCAUUCUUUUCAUAAGAUUAAGUUUGUAUGAACCCUUGUUUAUGCUGGUCGUAAUUAAGGGCUUUGAAAUGCCAAACCCUUUAUUUAGAAAUUAAUCUCAGGAAAAGUCAGAACCAUAUUUCCAUCUUUGAUAGUUCACGA